Messenger RNA from Lycium ferocissimum, 1165 nucleotides. RefSeq lists its product as uncharacterized. Gene Ontology annotation, cellular component: cytoplasm. The coding region runs from base 260 to 841 and encodes 193 amino acids. The record is from RefSeq and is a predicted model, not a curated record. The transcript is spliced from 7 exons. Lineage: Eukaryota; Viridiplantae; Streptophyta; Magnoliopsida; Solanales; Solanaceae. Gene Ontology annotation, molecular function: GTP binding; GTPase activity. Gene Ontology annotation, biological process: intracellular protein transport; vesicle-mediated transport.
AAAAAAAAAAAAAGAAAGAAGAAGAGAAAAAACAGAAAAGAAGCUCAGAAAAGUUGCAGAAACAAAGGAAAAACAACGCUACCUUCUCUCUUUCAUUUUUUUCUGCAUUUCUUUUGUUUCUCAAAUUGAUCAUCAAAUAACUUUAAAGUUUCUCAGAUCACCAAAUUACAGUUUCUCUAACUUGGAUCUUUUACAUAUCACUCUCCAAUUUCAUCUGAUUCACUUUUGAAGAAGAAAAAAAAAAAAGAGAAAAGGUGUAAUGGGACAAGCCUUUCGCAAGCUAUUUGAUACCUUUUUUGGAAACUCUGAGAUGAGGGUUGUGAUGCUGGGGCUUGAUGCUGCUGGGAAAACCACUAUAUUGUACAAGCUGCAUAUAGGAGAAGUUCUAUCCACAGUUCCUACUAUUGGUUUCAAUGUAGAAAAAGUACAGUACAAGAAUGUGGUUUUCACUGUGUGGGACGUUGGUGGACAAGAGAAAUUAAGGCCACUCUGGAGGCAUUAUUUCAAUAACACAGAUGGACUGAUUUAUGUAGUUGACUCUUUGGAUAGAGAGAGAAUCGGAAAGGCAAAGCAAGAGUUUCAGGCUAUCAUCAGAGAUCCAUUUAUGCUUAAUGCUGUCAUCUUGGUUUUUGCUAACAAGCAGGACAUGAAAGGAGCAAUGACUCCAAUGGAAGUGUGUGAAGGCCUUGGUCUUUAUGAUCUUAAAAACCGAAAAUGGCAUAUACAAGGCGCAUGUGCUCUUAAAGGGGAUGGCCUAUAUGAGGGACUGGACUGGUUAUCGAGCACUCUGAAAGAGCUCAAGGCCGCUGGGUACUCUUCAGUGGGCACUUCAGCCUUCUGAUUGAUCAGGUCUAGAACUAUUUUGAGGGACAAAGCUCAAUGCCCUGCCAUCUGUAAAUUGGAACACCUGAACUCUCAUCGAACAUUUUUACUUGUUCUUUCGGGUCUGUGCUUUUGUGCAGUGGAAUACAAUAGGCACUUGAUUCCUGGCCUAGGGCGAGGCUUGAAUUUUUGAUUCUGUUGUACUCAUAUGGGCCUUGCAAUUGGUCUUCCACGUACACUACAAUUGUGUCUGUUGAUACCUACUGUAGUAUUUUAAGUAUGUAUACUUCCACAUGAAAUAGUUGAUUGUUGAUCUCCCUAACAAGCAUGCCAAAUCGAUCCA